CCAGUUCCUUCCAGACAGAAAACGAUGACGACGAAGUGACGAACAAAACCUGGGUGUUGACCCCGAAGGUGUACGAGAGUGACGUCACACACAUCCUCAACAGUUUACUAGACGGCUAUGACAACAAGCUGAGGCCGGAUAUAGGAGUCAAACCCACUGUGAUCCACACGGACAUGUUUGUUAAUAGCAUCGGCCCUGUAAACGCAAUCAACAUGGAAUACACUAUCGACAUCUUCUUCGCUCAGACCUGGUACGACAGACGCCUGAAGUUCAACAGCACCAUGAAGGUCCUGCGUCUCAACAGCAACAUGGUAGGAAAGAUCUGGAUCCCUGACACCUUCUUCCGGAACUCCAAGAAGGCCGACGCCCACUGGAUCACCACACCCAAUCGCAUGCUCCGGAUUUGGAACGAUGGGCGGAUCCUGUACACGCUGAGGUUGACCAUCGAUGCCGAGUGCCAGCUUAAACUGAAUAACUUUCCCAUGGAUGAGCAUUCCUGUCCCCUGGAGUUCUCGAGCUACGGAUACCCGAAGGAGGAGAUCAUUUAUAAGUGGAAGCGGAGUUCUGUCGAGGUCGGAGACAUCCGCUCCUGGAGGCUGUAUCAGUUCUCCUUCGUGGGUCUGAGGAACAUCUCGGAUAUCAUCAGCACCUUUUCAGGUGACUAUGUGGUGCUGACCGUCUUCUUCGACCUGAGCAGAAGAAUGGGCUACUUCACCAUCCAGACCUACAUCCCCUGCACCCUGAUCGUCGUCCUCUCCUGGGUCUCCUUCUGGAUCAACAAGGACGCUGUCCCUGCUCGCACAUCCUUAGGAAUCACCACGGUGCUCACCAUGACAACGCUCAGCACCAUCGCCAGGAAGUCGCUGCCCAAAGUGUCGUACGUGACGGCCAUGGACCUGUUCGUGUCCGUGUGCUUCAUCUUCGUGUUCGCGGCACUGAUCGAGUACGGAACGCUGCACUACUUCGUGAGCAACCGCAAACCGAGCAAGAACAAAGACAAGAAGAAGAAAAACCCGCUCCUCCGGCUGUUUUCCUCAAAGCAGAACCCGACGGUGGAUAUCCGUCCCCGCUCGGCUACGGCGAUCCAGAUGAACAACGCCACGCACAUGCAGGAGCGCGACGAGGAGUUCGGCUACGAGUGUCUGGACGGGAAAGACUGCACAAGCUUCUUCUGCUGCUUUGAGGAUUGUCGUUCCGGGGCAUGGCGUCACGGUCGCCUGCACAUUAGGGUCUCCAAGAUCGACUCGUACGCACGCAUCUUCUUCCCCACCGCCUUCGGCCUCUUCAACCUCGUAUACUGGGUGUCAUACCUGUACCUGUGAGCGCUGCCGCUACGCCUGCAGCACAUUGCUAUCCAUACAAUGUAAUGCUAAACAUACAAUGCUAAUCAUACAACAUACCGCUAAUCCUAUAGCGUAAUGCUAAUCAUACUACAUAAUGCUAGUCUAUAGUAUAAGGCUAAUCGUACAAACGCUGCUUUUUUAAUACAGUCUUUAUUGCUAACAUUUCCUUGUCGCCUCCGUCCUGAUUCACUGUGCCCUUGUCGACUUCCCCUUACCUGUGUUACACUACUGUGCACUUCUUCUACAGGACUAAAAACACUAGAUAAUGGGAUGUAAUCCUCUAGAUUAUUGGAUGUGUAAUCCUGUAGAUUGUUGGUGAUCUAGUCCCCUAAUGGUUAAAGACUAGAAACACUGCAGUCCUGGGAGGUGUAGUCCACUAGAUUGAUGGAAAUGUAGUCCACUAGAUUGUCAGAAGGUUUGCGCCGAUAAUGAUAGAUCAAGUCCACUAGAUAUUGGGAUGUGUAGUCAUCUAUAUUGUGGGCAAUCUAGUCCCCUAGAUAGUGAGAGAUAUCAAUGAUGGUUAUGGAGUAGAAACAGCGGAGUUGUAGGGAGGUGUAGUCCACUAAAAUGUGGACUGUAGUAAAAGAGAUAAUGGGAGAUGCAGACAAGAGGAAGCUAUCGUCUAGAUUAUGAGUUCUAGUCCCCUAGAUUGUGAGUGAUAAUGGUUAUUGACUAAGUAGCAUGAGAUUGUGGGAGGUGUUGUUCACAAGAUUUAGGUAGUACCAUAUCUCUAUGAUGUUUAUAGACUAAAUCCGACUAGACUGAGGGAGAUGUAGUCCACUCGAUAUUGGGAGAUCUAAUCAGGUAGAAAAUGGCAGGUCAGGUCCACUAGAUUGAUGGUUAUUUAGAGUCCUGGAUAAUAAGAGAUUUCAGUAACAAGAUGUAAACUAGAUAGUUUGAUGGAGUCCACUAGAUUAUGGAAGAUCAGGUACACUAGAUAUUGGAAUGUGUAGUCCUCUACAUUGUGGCUGAUCUAGUCCCCUAGAUACUGGAUGAUUUCAGUGAUAGUUAUGGAUAAAUUUUACUGGAAUUUGGGAGAUGUAGUCCACUACAUGCAGUUCACUAGAUAGUAGAACAUGAUCAAGUAUAUUUUUGGGAUUUGUAGUCUUCUAGAUUGUGAUUGUCUAGUCCCCUAGGAAGUGGGAGAUAUCAGUGACGGUUAUUAACUGGAAUUGUGGAAGGUGUAGUCCACUAGAUAGUGAGAGAUGUAGACUAGACAGUGGGAGUUGUAAACUAGUUGGUGUCAGUUGUAGUCCACCUGAAAAUGGGAGAUCUAGUCUUGUAGAAAUGGUAGAUAUGAGUCCACUAAUUUGUAGAUAUAGUCCACUAGAUGGGAGAUCCACUGUGCUUGAGUGCUAGUUAUUAGGGGAUCUAGUCCACUAAAGAGGGGGAUAAGGGGAUUUAGUCUACUUGAUCUUGGCCUCUUCAACUUUGGUUUGUCACUAGAUAGUGGAAUACUAUGUGCAUAUCAUUGGAGUAUGGGAAAUGUAGUCCACUAGAUUGAGGGAGAGCUAGUGCACUAGUUUGUGUUAGAUGUAGUCCACUAUAUAGUAGGAGAUAUUGUUUAGACCAUGAUAUUGUCCAAGAUAUGUUGUCCACUAGAUAAUGAGAAGUCCACUUUACUGAUGAGACCUGGUCUUAUUUAACAAAUUACAUUUGAUUGGUUAAAAGCCCUUAAGAUGGCAGUGGGGAUUUGACCUAGGGGAAGUCGGCGAAUGUGCGCUGAGAGCAGGAUUGGAACAAGGCCCAUUUUAAUGUUAUUUUGCUGUUGCACUCUGAGAUGAGUGGGAAAAGCUGCUGAAUUUCUGAUUGGUUUAAAAUGAAAGAAGUGGGUGGGACUAUGAUGAAAGGCAGGGCUAGUGCUCAUAGCUUUAAUCACUCUUACAUUCAUAUCAAAUAUCAAAUGCAUUAUGAAGUAAGACACCUGUUUUCCGGCUUUGUUGUUGUGUUUAUUUGAUUGUCGUGUCGUUGUGAGCAAAGCGAAGGCUGUAGCAACACAUUUUUGGGGGCGGGGCUUCGACACAGCACUUCUGUCACUUCUAUCAGGGACUCGGUGAAGUAUUUAGAUUUGCAUGUCUAGUCUAGAGUUCCCAGAAUUCCUUUGAAUAAACAGGAAGUGAUGUCAUUAGCAAGUCAAAGUGCCCACUUUGUACAUUAUUCAUGAAUUAUUCUGAAGCGGCGUAACCAAUCAUUUUAGAGUUACACACACAAAAAAAUCUAAUGUGAAAUUUAUUUAUUCAGUAUUUAUUUCUGUUCGUUAGCUGUCGUGUUUUACGACCGCUGGUAAAAAUCAACGAUCUGUACAAAGGAUGUAAAUAUUUAAUACUGUACAAUGUAGUGAUUUAUCUAUUGCAUGCACCGUUCAAAAAAAAAGCGAAAAUAUUUAACAAUUUUCCAUUAACGAUUAUGAAGUGAAUAUGAAAUUCACGGCUUAUUAAAAAUGAAAAACAAAUUUAUUGUCUGGAUCUCAUGAACGCAUAUCAUAUUUACAACUAAUUUACUUUUUAUUUAUUUCCAGCUCUUGAUGUCUGGGAGGAACUUUUUCUCGUUUGUAUAUGGAACCUGUGGGCGUGGCCAUCCUUCCUGACAUCAUCUUUACAAAAAGGACUCGAGAACCAUAAUGGUUACAAAGUUGAUUUCAGUUCUGUGUGUAUUUUAUUGAAUACUUGUGAUAGCAGCUAACUACCAGGCUAGCCAGAUGUGUUACCUUUUUGUUAGCUAGCUGUAUGUAUUUCCUUAUUUUACUAUGAUAUUAGCUAGCGUUUGAUUUAUGUUGAGCUAGCAUACAUCAAUGGCACGUCCUAAAUGUUAGCUAUUUUAUCCAAAUGAAAAAAAAAUUUCCAUCUCGCAUCAGUAUGACAGGACUUUGAUUUAAACAUUGUAGGAAACCAUGUGAUGAAUUUCAGCCAAUGGGACAGUAUUUGUGAUGUCAGGAAGGACCACGAAGGUCCUCUUCGUAAUGUUUUUAACAUGAAGCCGUUAUUGACUUUCCCUUGCAAAGCAGAACAGAAGUGUGUACCUGAACAGUGUUACUGGUACAGUACAGUGUAUUUGGUAAUACAGUGUAUUUCCUUUGCUAACUAGCUGCUGUGCUGAUUAGCUACUUUGCUAACUAGCUAGCAGAACAACGUAUAGGACUCGGAGGAAUAAAAACCCAACCUGAACUCACGCUAUUUGAUGAACUCAAAUGUGAUCAUUUUAAAAGUAUUUUAUUUUGAAAAGCUGAUAGGUUGCUACAGUGGAUUCUGGGUAAUUUGUGCACGCUUAUAUCAAGUCCGUUUUCAUUAACGAACUGUUACUCGAGCUGAUAACGUCAUUUACUGACAAUGGUUACGAAGGCAAAGGAGAAUCGACCAACAUGGAGACACGGAGACAUCAAAGAGGACAUGUUAAAGAGGAUUGAGAGUAGCUGUGGACGAAAAAUAGAUUUUUUUUCGAUUUCAGCUACGGAUGGACAGGAUACGAUUUUCUGAACUGAAGCGUAAUUAUUAUAAAUAUUACCACAAGAAAAUAAACACAUGUAUGGAAUUAU
This is a messenger RNA of Ictalurus punctatus (channel catfish), 4875 nucleotides long. It is a transcript of the gene gabrg2, whose product is annotated as gamma-aminobutyric acid type A receptor subunit gamma2. Gene Ontology annotation, molecular function: GABA-A receptor activity; GABA-gated chloride ion channel activity; transmitter-gated monoatomic ion channel activity involved in regulation of postsynaptic membrane potential. Gene Ontology annotation, biological process: monoatomic ion transmembrane transport; nervous system process; signal transduction. The coding region runs from base 174 to 1322 and encodes 382 amino acids. The record is from RefSeq and is a predicted model, not a curated record. The transcript is spliced from 9 exons. Lineage: Eukaryota; Metazoa; Chordata; Actinopteri; Siluriformes; Ictaluridae. Gene Ontology annotation, cellular component: postsynapse; synapse; neuron projection.